Molecule: messenger RNA, 1189 nt
Organism: Didymodactylos carnosus
Lineage: Eukaryota; Metazoa; Rotifera; Eurotatoria; Philodinida; Philodinidae
Source: the annotation of a GenBank genome assembly
AAUUUGUAUCAGAGGUGCGUCCAAACCAGGUUACUGGCGACAAGUUAUACCGCUCUCUCUGCUUAAUCUUUAAACUGGUCUUGAAUCUGUCCUUUCAUACUGUCUUAUCGAACUGUACUUUGCUAUUGACAAAAUCAUCAGUUAAUUUUCAUAAAUUAAUUACCGAACUCAUUUCUCUCGUUUUAAAGUCAAUUAAACACACCGUGGGGCAAAUAUCUCUUUUCUCCAAGCUCAUUUAAUUUCACAUCCAUUGUAGCGUAUCAUUUUGAUAGUUAUUCAACAAAAAAAUCUAUUUACUAACGCUAAGCAAACACUUACAUUCAUCAUGUUAUGAUCCAUCUAUCUUAAUAUGUUCUUAAUUUUAGAGCGUUGUAUGGCUGUUCAUUCACCAUUUUUAGCAAAACGUUUUUGUACGGCUCAACAUGCUCGUUUCAGUGUGUAUGUACUGGUAUUUCUGGCAUUUGUCUUGUUUUCUGCAACAUCCCCAAUUCUUUAUACAGUUGAUUUAAAUCAACAAAAAUGUGUGAUUCGUGGACAUUUAAAAAAACUUAUUCGUUAUAUAAAACCAGCUAUCUUCUAUUUUGUCCCAGAUAUCUUGCUACUUGCCAAUUUAUUCGUUAUCUAUGAAUUAUGGUUGGCUACACGCCUGAGAAAGAAAACAUUAACGAAUCCAAAUAAUUCAAUUAGUUUAAAUGCUGCAAAUUUUAAUCGAAAACAAAGACAAUUAACUAUUAUGUUAGUAACAGUUUCCGUGAGUUUCUACAUAUUUACCACACCGGCUAUUAUUGAUUAUAUUGCCCAGGUGAAUCCACCGCAACAUCAUGAUGUUAAAAAGUUAAAAUGGCGUUUUCUACGCAUUAAUGUAACCGUUUUAAUAUUACAAAUGAAUAGUGUAACAAAUUUCAUUUUCUAUUGUUUAGCCGGUAGUAAAUUUCGUUCAGCAUGUCUAGACACGUUAAAAGAAGGGUACGAUCAAUUACUUUAUCUUUGGUAUCGACAUAUUAUGAAUAAGAAAAAUUAUGAAAAGCCAAGUCGAUAUAAUGCGCGUUUAAGUGGGUGUCGCCAACUCGAUACAGUAGAUGAAAAUAGAAAGAGAAUAUUCGGAGAUCGUCAACGACGAUCAACAUCAAUUAUAGCGAAUAAUAAUAAUUCAUCGAAACGACCAAGUAGGGAAACAAUAUUGAAUUAA